AUGGGUUGCAAAAAUAGUCGCGGCCAACCUAAAUUGGUUCCUAUGUCAGUAAAACUCGAACAGGACAAGAUCGUUAGGAAGAAGCAAAUUCCCGCAAAAAAGGAAGCAGACCAUAAGCCCGACAAACAGACAGCAUUGUUGAAGAAUAAUCCCGAAAAGAAACAAGCUGAAGAGAGGAAGUUAGCCGCAAAGAAGAACAUUGAGGAAAACGCGAAAAAGGUAGCCGCAAGAAUCGAUUUCGAGUGCAUCCAAAAGCACUAUGCACUCUCCCUCAAGGAAAAUGGCGAUUCAAAGAAGCUAGUCAUUCGACCAGACUUCAUCGCCGACCCUCCCAUCGAUAUGAUGGCAUUAAUGAAAGUUCUCCCAGAAUAUGCACCAGCAAUAACCAAUAUUCAAAUCAACCUGAUGGUGCCCUCUCAGGGUAGCUCGCGGGAAGUUUAUCAGCAACAUGUAGAAAGUAUGAAGAGGUUAAUGGAAAUUUUAAAUACAUCCCCUUUAACUGAGCUUAGUAUUCUAGUUCACACCGAUGAUCACGAUAGUUUUCAGCAGCUAAAGCUGGCUGCUGCUGUUAAUGGUUUAGUGUUUCAGGACUGGACUAUGGAGUAUCAAGUUAUGGGUUGUUCUGAAGUUUAUCCAAUUAGAAGAAAUACCUCUUAUGCAAGGCGACUUCGCGGUGUGUAUAGGACUUAA
Messenger RNA from Sclerotinia sclerotiorum 1980 UF-70, 690 nucleotides. RefSeq lists its product with no specific name. The transcript has a single exon. The record is from RefSeq and is a predicted model, not a curated record. NCBI's taxonomy places the organism in Eukaryota, Fungi, Ascomycota, Leotiomycetes, Helotiales, Sclerotiniaceae. The coding region runs from base 1 to 690 and encodes 229 amino acids.